UUCCAGAUGGAAGCAUCGGCUCGGUAGGGAUCCAACCGCACCCCCUCACUCGUCCACAUCGUCCAUUUGACUGUAGUAUUGUUUUCAUCGUUUAUUCGUUCAUUAAAAUAAUACUAGUGUUAAUGAUUACAUCAAUAAUAGUUAAUUGGUGCUCGAAGUAUUUGGACAGACGUUUUUUUUAGAAAUUUCCAAAUAAAAUAUUACAUUGUUAAUAUUAGUAUGGAUUGGUUAAAGUUUAGAGCGUUCGAACGGUUUCGACUAGAUAAACGGGUCGAUUAUAUUGGCCAAUGAAUAAAAAUAAAAGUUCAUAUGUUUGCUAUCAAAAAUUAAUUUAAACUAGAAAUAAUUAAACAUCAUGACUAUGGCCGAUACCGGAGUGACUACAAUGACAAGUGCUGAUUUCGAUGACCAGGAUUUAGUUGGUAUAAGCAAUGCACAGAAACGGAAUUGGCGAGGCAUACUUAUUGCUUUAAUGGUCAUUGUGGCUGUAUUGGCCAUGAUAAUCAUGUCAGUAGUACUAUUAACACCUGAAGAAGACUUCGGAUUAGGUGGACGCUGGCGAAGAAUGCGUGGACGCAGAAUCCGUCUAAGUGAUGUUCUAGAAGAUGAGCAAUCGCAUUCCGUGCAAUUGUUCAAUGGCACGUGGAUAUCGGGCCAUGAAAUGAUCUACAAAACAACAGAAGGUGGUGUGGGAUUACUGAAUGUCAGGACGAUGGUCAGCACACCUCUUAUGUCAAAUCAUUCAUUUAAUCUACUGAAUCCAGUAGUGGAUUUCACUAUGUCACUAGAUAGAAAAUAUUUGCUAAUAGCACAUGAUCCACAAAAGUUAUUUAGAUACUCAUAUUUGGCUCGAUACACAGUAUACACUAUUUCUACCAAUCAUAUGAUAUCGGUGACUCUGAACACCGUAGAAAAUAAUAAUGAUAAUGUAACUACAAACCAACAACAGCAAUCUUACUUUAUGCAAGUGCAGUGGAAUGGAGGUGCUAAAACAGAAGACGCGAGCUUUAAUACUGCAUCUUAUGAUGAAAAAAUAACUCCUCCACCAGAGGAUAAAGAUUUCGAUUCUAAUUCCAAGCCAUUAUCACCUCUAGGCUUAGUGGCCGUGUACAGUAAUUGCGAUAUUUAUUACAUUGCAAUAUUAACUGAAAAACUUUCAGAAAAUAAUGAAGAUAUAACAGUUAAGUUAGUUCCUAAAAGAAUUACUAAUACUGGAGUGCCAGGUAUUAUUAGCAAUGGUGUACCUGACUGGCUUUAUGAAGAAGAAAUAUUGAAGUCUAGAACGGCAAUGUGGACAUCUUCACCAAAUACUCCGAAAAUGAUGAUGUUAUAUGCGACAUUUGAUGAUACUCGCGUGGGAGAAUACAAAUUUCCCAUUUAUUCAACCAAUGUUGGCAGUGAUUCUUUCAAGCGUCACUUAUACCCAGAAAUCCGUAGUCUGCGAUAUCCAAAGGCUGGGACAUUAAAUCCAAUCGUUACUCUAUCAGUGUUCAACAUUGGAGAUGUUGCUGAAAAUCUCAAAAACAACAACUUGCAACAGUCAAUAAAAAUUCGCACGCUCACUCCUCCCUCAAUGUUCCAGUAUACAGAUGAUUAUUAUUUUACGUCAGUACAAUGGGUCAGUCCAGAAGAAGUGUGUGUUGUCUGGUUGAAUCGACAACAAAAUACUAGCGCCACUACCAUUUGUAAAUCACCUAUGUGGAUUUGCCAAGAAACUCAAGUCAUAAAUGCUGCAUCGAUGGUUAGUCGUCAUGGCAACAUUGGUCACGGAAUUCAUGGACAACCUAUUGCUGGCCAAAAUAGUCAAACCCGACUAGGCGGAUGGGUGGACGUAACAGGACCACCGGUUUUUAGCCGAGAUGGAGAUGGAUAUGUUUCACUGGCACCCAUUAGAUACGGUACAAACAGUGGUUCAGGACGUACUUCGGGAUUUGCUGGAAUGCAUCAGGCUGCUUCAAGUAAUAACAGAUACGAUCUCGGAGCAGGCUAUUACAGACAAAUAGUUGCUGUGAAUAUAACAAAAAAACUUUUGAUCCCACUUACUUACGGCCCUUGGACUGUCGAAAAAAUUUUAUCAUGGGACCAUAUCACUAAUACUAUUUAUUUUUUGGCUAUACCUGCCGAUAGGCCCAGCGAACGGCAUCUGUAUGCCACCACACAUUAUUAUUAUCAUAUGAGCAGUUUGAGCACCUCAUCAUCCUACCGAUCUCACCAACCGCAUACGCCAGCUCAUUUAAUUGAUCCCCAACCUUCAGUUUGUCUAAGCUGCUCAAAUGAAGAAAUAAAUGAAAAUCCAGUUGCUCCUGAUGCUGUUUCUACAGUUGAAAAAAACUAUACAACAACAGAAACAUUAACAAUAACAACAUCUGAACCAAAACCCGCCGAAUCACGUCUAUACCAAUUUUUAUUAUCGUCACAACAAUAUCAAUUAGAUCAAUCAGAAAUCGGACAUAUUGGGGUAAGCAAAAAUGCAAAACAAGACAAGUAUGAUGACCAAGCUGACCAAAGAAAACGUCAUAAUCAGCGAUUACGAGAAAAUGAACAACAAUUAAAAACUAAUAGAGAUCCUCGUAGAAAACCUGGAGGUAAUCAGAUCAGAUGUAAUUAUUACGACGCUGAAUUCAGUCUUACAGCCGAGUUCUACGCUCUCAUUUGUUUGGGGCCUGGUGUCCCAAUGGUUACCCUUCACAAAACAGUAGUAGUUCCUAUACGAGAAGAAGAAAAAAAAACAGAGAUUGAAAAAGAAACUGAUAAAAAAAAAGAUGACAUCAGCGGAAUUAAAGGGCGUCCUUCCCAAUUGAAAUCACAUGCAAAAAUAUCGAACAAAUUUGUUGGUACACUUGAAAACAACACUUACCUUUUUGACAAAUACAACACCAAAGUAUACCUUACAGCAACAAGAACGUUUGAUGUACGCGUUUCUGGUGGACACAGCGCCAGGAUUCGAUUGUAUCUGCCACCCGGAGUACGUUUUGACUCAGAUUUGGAUUCUAUAGGAUCCGGAGGAGCGGGUGCUAGUCCUGAUGACGACCGCAAGUAUCCGCUUAUUGUGCACGUUGGUAACGGUCCAGGGACUCAGUCCGUAGUAGACACUUGGCAGUCGGAUUGGUCUAUACAGUAUUUAGCUGCGGCUCAUGAUUACGUAGUGGCCGUCGUGGACGGUGGUCGUGGAUCCGGAGGCCGAGGAUACGACCUGUUGCUAUCGAUAUAUAAACGUCUGGGAAAUUACGACGUUGCAGAUCAAUUAGAAGUCACUGAGUAUUUACGAGAUAACUUGCAUUUUGUGGACAAGAGACGAGUAGCCGUUUGGGGAUCAGCUGGUUAUGGUGGUUAUCUGGCGGCUAAAUUACUAUUGACAACUAUGAUUCAAGAAAAGAAACGAGGACGACGAAACUCUGGUAAUGGCGGUGGAUCAUAUCUACCUCUAUUCCGAUGCGGCAUCGCUAUUGCACCCGUUUGCUCCUGGAAUCUUUAUACGUCUUUUUAUUCGGAAAGACAUUUGGGCAUGCCAGAUGAGAAUGCCAAAGAAUAUCAUGAUUCAGAUUUGGUUACCGACGUCCAACGAUUGUUGGAAGUACACAAAGAGGAAGAAAGUCGCCGCUCACCACCAGUAUUUUAUGGACAACGGCAUUCCAGCGGCCGAUAUAACAAAGAUGGUGGUUAUUACUCUUCUUCAUACACGUCGACGUCAGCACAAUCGGAAGCGCCUCCUUACCAAUACCCCGAAUUCUAUUUGGUGCACGGCACUGCCGAUAACAAAGUUCACGUACAGCACACAAUGCGGUUGACUUCAGCCCUGACGCGAGCAGCCGAUGGACUACUUCGUUUUAAACAGCAAAUGUAUCCAGACGAAGAUCACGACCUAGCCGGCGUUCGAUCGCACUUUUACGCGGGAACGUCCGACUUCCUAGAACAGUGUUUCAGUAACAAAGAUGGCGAGGAAGAAGACGAUGAAGACGGCGGCGGAAACGACCGGUUUACCUACCGCGACCGCGAUAUUCACUACAACCAAAAUGGUCGUGAUUAACAUCCUUUAAGGCAACCACCGUUUUACAAAUUUUUCGUGGUAUGACACCUGGUCUAUUACAAUUUAGUAUUCUAGAAAAUUAAUUAUAAAGGAAUGUUAUUCAUUGCAGUAAAUAUAGGCGUAUCCAAGGGGGGGAGGCUAAAUGGGUUAUAUCCCCCCGUUGAUUAAUUAUUACUAUCAACAGUAUAUGACUUUGGCGCUAAUAAGAGAAUGUGAUAACCAAAAAUAAGUCAUUAGUUUCUCUCUUGAAAAAAUGCUGCGUACGAUACUAUCAGUUAACGGAUAUUGUUUAAAUUCACAGUCUUGAUUAAUUCAUUUAUAGAUAAUUGAUCUCAAGUUAGAAAAUUGUCCAAAACCUAAUAGAAUGUAUUUUGAAUUUGUUAGUAUAAAUUUACAAACAAUUCUAACAAUAAGAAAACUAAAAAUUUGAUUUUUGGUGAUAUUAUAAACAAUGACAAAAAUUACCCUCCUCCAAAUUUAUAUAUGUAAACUCUGACUAAUAUGAAAUUUCUUAAAAAUUAUAUUAUCAUUCGACACGUGCGUAGACAAAAUUGAACGUUUUGAUAACAUAACAUUUUGUGUUAGGCGUAAAAAAAGAUAUUUGAAAAAAUGUUAUAGUUAAGUAAUUUAUAGUUUUCACGUAUUUAAAUUAGACUAUAGUUUUUGGACGUAAAAAGAUUUUUUUUACUUAUUUUAUCGUUAAAAUACUUUUUUAAAUAGGCAAUGAUAGUCCAAGAAAUGGAGUGCCCUGCGCCCUUUGGUCACUAUUGUCAAAGUUUACAUAUAGCUUUUUCGUUUACCUAUUUUUUAUACAAAUAUGUAUUAUACAACUAUUUAAAUUAUUUAUUUAUAUUUUAAAGUCAUAUUAUUUUAAGUUAUAUUAAAUUGAUUAUGUUAAUCAAAGAGUGCUUAACUUCUCCAAAACUAUUGUCCAGUAUUUAUUUGUCAUAUAAACUAUUUUCUUUCUUACUUAUUUUUAAAAAUGCAUAGAUUAUAAUAAAACAGUAGUCUUUAGGCUGGUGAGGUAAAUUCAAAUCUAAGGGGCGAAGGGUAUUAGUCCCCUUUUAAUAGAUUAAGUACAAAAUCAUAAUUUAAAAAAUAUUAAGGGUUGGAUCAAGACUAGUUCCAUUAUUUAUAUACAUUGUAUAUAUUAAAAUAUUAUUGAGUCCUCCUAAUAGUUAAUAUUUUUCGAUUAAAAUAAUAAUAACUAUAAUUUGGGUUUGAGGGUUAUCAAGUGCUCUAAAACUGUAAUAGUAUUAAAAUAAACCUCAAUUGGUAAACUUUGAACUUUUUGAAUUCCCUUAUCAAAACACUUAGAUAUGAAAUAUAGUUACAAAAAAGGAGCAAUAUUAUUGUACCAUCAAUGUCAAAGAAAUUGAAUAGAAAUAAUAUUUUAAAAUUAUGUAAUAUAUAUUAUAUCAUUUUCAUCACUGUAGUGAUGAAAAGUCUUGUAUGUAAUAGUAAAAUCUAUGACUAUACAAUAAUAAUUAGUUAAAUAUCUUAAUUUAUUAAUAUUAUACUUGCAUACUAU
This is a messenger RNA of Daktulosphaira vitifoliae (grape phylloxera), 5558 nucleotides long. RefSeq names its product dipeptidyl peptidase 4-like. Gene Ontology annotation, biological process: proteolysis. Gene Ontology annotation, molecular function: dipeptidyl-peptidase activity; serine-type peptidase activity. The transcript is spliced from 15 exons. NCBI's taxonomy places the organism in Eukaryota, Metazoa, Arthropoda, Insecta, Hemiptera, Phylloxeridae. The record is from RefSeq and is a predicted model, not a curated record. Bases 356 to 4027 code for a protein of 1223 amino acids.